Messenger RNA from Morus notabilis, 1218 nucleotides. RefSeq names its product eukaryotic translation initiation factor 5B. The transcript is spliced from 3 exons. Bases 126 to 1085 code for a protein of 319 amino acids. NCBI's taxonomy places the organism in Eukaryota, Viridiplantae, Streptophyta, Magnoliopsida, Rosales, Moraceae. The record is from RefSeq and is a predicted model, not a curated record.
AUUGUAACAUUUCAAAAUCAUUAGGAUCCAUCCACUGUCGCGCCACAACCAUCACUCUCCCCCAACGCAGCCUCCUCACUCGUGCGGCCACGAACCCAUCUGACGCCGCCGAGCAACCACUUACGAUGGCUCGGAGCCUGUCUUCCCGCCUUUCACUGCUUGCCAGACUCCCAAAACCUUAUUUCCAGCCUUCUACUUCUACUUCUCCAAGCUUAGAAACUAUCUCUGUUACACCUCCAAGCUGUUCAACCAGUCAAAUCAUUUGUGGCCUUAGUUCACGUUUUCAAGCAUCACGAUCAUACACUCGUGGUAACCGCAAACAUUAUGAUCUCUUUGGAAGUGCCAAGCCGGGCGAUGAUGAGUUUAGAAAAGCAUGGAAAAAAGAAAUGGAUGAAGAUAAUUGUGUAUGGACAGGUAGUGAAGAUGAAAGCGAUGGGGAAAAAGAAGGUCGGAAAGGUAAUCUUGAAGACGAGAUUAGGAAAGUAAGACAAAAGGCAAAGGAGCACUCCAACCUAAUCGAUGCCGAUGAUAGUGAUGAGUUAUAUAGUGUGUGGUCUGGAAGUGAUGAGGAGAAAACUCUGUGGACUGGUAGUGAAGGAGAUGACGAUGAUGAUAUUCCUACUGAAGCAUACCCAAACGAAGCUAGUGAUAAAUAUGUAGAUAAGCUAUUCGAGUUUGAGGAAACGUCCAAGUACCGAACAAUCUCAGAGAUGUUGAAAGCUGAACAGGAGCCGGAGGAGUUGUCCCCCGGGAAGCAGGCACGGAAACUUGCGGUGGAGAAUGCCUUAAAAAAGUUGAAGAAAGGGCCAGAUGGGCGUUACACUAAUGUGUGGGAGGUCAUGAGUGAUACAGACAUUCUAAUAGGGGCAUUUGAAAAUAUAGUCUCUGGACCAGAAUAUGCAGAGCUUAGACAAGGAGGGCCAAAGAGAUUGAAUAUGCAGUUUUUCAAAGAUAUUCAGGCACGGAUGAGGGAUCCAAACUAUAAGUUCUCACCCGAGUUGAAGUUGAAACCAAAGAGCAAAUUAGUUCCAAGAAAGAAAUGGCAGAAGGCAGAGUCUAGACGUAGAAAAGCACGAAAGCGAUGAGUUGCUUCCCUUAUUCUUUUACUCUCAAAAUUUACACAGUUACAUUAUUUAGCACGUUUUAUUUGUCUGUAUAAUUCAAUUGUAGUUACAUAAUUAUGCAGGCAUCUGUGACUAAAGAGACUUGUGAGGCUUG